GAGCUUUGUGAAAUAGAAAUCUACAUGUUUUCGAUAGCAGUCGGCAGUAUUAGAUCUAGAGCUAGUAUUCAAUGUUUUGUUGUAUAAUUUAGAUCUAAUUAUUAGGCCUCUUAUCCUAAAUAUUUGACUGAUAUUAGAUCUAGGCCUAUUAAUAAUAUUGGGGUACAACUAUAAUGUCUGAAUCAAAACGCAAGAAAAGCCCAUAUGAGCAAGGAGAGUUAAAAUCAAGCCCAGAGAGACAUGUAAAAAAGAAGAAGAGUAAAAAAAGUAAAAAAUCCCACCAACUACCGCCAGAGGCCAGACCCCAUGUUGGAACCGCAGAUGAAGAUGAUGAUGUCCAGAUUAUAUCUAAAGAAAAUAAAACUGUCAAAAAGAUCAAAAACUCUGUUGUAAGUGAGGCUAUUGACCAUGGAGAAGAAGAAGGAGGAAGCCUAACUAUCAAGCCACCCCAGCUACAAGCUCAGAAGCAUAGAGAUAAGAGCCACAAACACAAGAGAGAUAAACAUAGAGUUCAUGAAAACAGUUCAUCUAAGGACAGGUCUAGACUUGAUAAACAUGAAAUGCAAAGAGAGAAGAUGAAAGACGUGCCCAGAGACUUCAGAGACGCCAGGGAGAUUGUCAUGGUGAGGAUGAAAGAGAGGGAGAUGAAGGAGAAGGAGGUGGCUAGAGAGAUGAAAGAAAGGGAGGCUCGCAAAAGGGAGGAAUCUAUAAGAGAAAGGGAACGCCUUGAGAGAAUGGAGCUGGAGAAACGAAGGGGAGAGAAAAGGAAAUUAUCUCGUCACCCAGGUCAUAAAGAGUUAUCCCAGCCAGUGAGAACAGUUGAGAUGGAGGGGGGAAGAAGAGAACGAGAGAAAACAAGAAGGGAUGACAGACAAAUAAUGGAAGAGACACAUCGUAGUCGAAGCAGAGAUCAGGAGAAGUUAACCCAUGAUAAGGGGCGCUACUUUCCACCACCACCUAGACUUCAAGAAGAUAAAACUUCAAGGAGGGACAGUGGUAAAAAUUCAUUGUCAACCUCAUCAUCCAAGACCUCUUUAAAAGCUGAAGAAGACAAACACACAGACAGUGAACAAGACACAAGGAUGGUGGUUGUAGAAAAUGAAAAAAGUUCCAGAUCAAAAGAAAAAGAAAGGCCAGAGGAGGCUGAAAAUGAACAGGGAGGUGAUGAUAUAGAUCCGCUGGUAGGAAUGGAGGUAGACGCUGAUGAUGAAGAAGAUGAGGAGGAGGACAGUGAAGAGUCUGACUCUGAUUCAGAUGACUCUAGUUCAGCAGACAGCAGCAGUGAGGAGGAGAGCAGUGAAGAAGGGGAGGAAAGCAAAGAAGACCUGGACACAAGUCGAGACAAAUCUGCUGACACUUCGAAAGAGAAUGAGCAUGAGGAAGAGGAAGAUGAUGAGGAAAAAUUACACUCAAAAGUCAGGUCCAAAUUUGAUGACCACUCUGAUGUUGAAAGCCCUGAGCCAAGAUCUGAUGGCAUCAACUCAAACAACUAUGUGCCUGACUCACCUGAGAUGUCUGAUGUUGAGGAGAGACCUGAGGACUCGUUACCUCUGUAUUUACCUGCCAUACAGGGCUGUCGGAGUGUUGAAGAGUUCAACUGUUUAAAUCGUAUUGAGGAGGGAACAUAUGGAGUUGUGUACAGAGCAUUAGAUAAAAAAACAGAUGAGAUUGUGGCUUUAAAGAGGCUCAAGAUGGAGAAGGAAAAAGAAGGGUUCCCUAUCACGUCAUUACGAGAAAUCAACACACUUUUAAAAGCUCAACAUGAAAAUAUUGUAACUGUUAGGGAGAUUGUUGUGGGCAGCAACAUGGACAAGAUUUACAUUGUGAUGGACUUUGUGGAGCAUGAUCUCAAAAGUUUAAUGGAAAAUAUGAAGAAUCCAUUCCUCGUUGGGGAAGUCAAAACUCUUUUAAAACAAUUGUUAAGGGCUGUGAGGCAUCUACAUGACAACUGGAUCUUACAUCGAGAUCUCAAAACUUCAAACUUACUCUUAAGCCACAAAGGAAUCCUAAAGGUGGGAGACUUUGGUCUGGCUAGAGAGUAUGGGUCUCCACUGAAGCCAUACACACCCAUUGUUGUGACACUGUGGUACAGAGCCCCAGAGCUUUUGUUAGGUUGUAAGGAGUACACAACCCACAUAGAUAUGUGGUCAGUGGGAUGUAUAUUUGCUGAGUUCUUGCUGAUGAAAGCCUUGUGGCCUGGCAAGUCGGAGAUAGAUCAGAUCAAUAAAAUCUUUAAGGAUUUGGGUACACCCACUGAGAAAAUCUGGCCUGGAGUAACAGAGUUGCCAGGAAUGAAAAAGGUCCAGUUUAAUGAAAACCCAUACAAUGCUGUCAGAAAUAGAUUUGGUUCUUAUUUAACAGAUCAUGGCUUUAAUCUGCUUAACAGGUUUUUCGCAUACGACCCAGAAAAGCGUAUUACAGCAGAAGAAGCCCUGGAGCAUGAGUACUUCCGUGAGUCCCCUCUCCCUGUUGACCCCUCCAUGUUCCCCACCUGGCCGGCCAGAAGUGAGCAGACCAGAAAACACGCCAACUCACCCAAGCCUCCCUCUGGAGGGAAGGCUUAUCAAAAGUUAAUGGAUGAUGAAGAAAAUUUUGCUGCCGGAGGAUUCCAUAUGCCAUCAGCUGCCAAAGGGGCAUCUGCCCAGGGCAUGGGAUUUUCAUUAAAAUUCUAAAAUGUUUUUUUGUAUCUCUUGUUAAUUAACAUGAAUAAAAUUGAUAUUUUACAGA
Physella acuta is the source of this 2727-nucleotide messenger RNA. RefSeq names its product cyclin-dependent kinase 11B. NCBI's taxonomy places the organism in Eukaryota, Metazoa, Mollusca, Gastropoda, Physidae. Gene Ontology annotation, cellular component: nucleus. Gene Ontology annotation, molecular function: protein serine/threonine kinase activity; ATP binding. Gene Ontology annotation, biological process: regulation of mitotic cell cycle; protein phosphorylation. The record is from RefSeq and is a predicted model, not a curated record.